UCUCCGACUAGACUGUCACGUCCAAAUCAGAGAGCACCCAGGCCAGUCUGACCUCUCCCUGGUCCUAAUAAUAGCCUUCGCCGCCUAGACAGCCUAAUUAUUUUCUGAAAUGACGGGAGAACAUGUGUGUCAUCAAAUCAGCUCAGGAUCUAGGACAGGUGUUGGUACCGUUACUGUGUUUUGAUCGACAAUCUCGUGAAACACAAAAUUGUUUGCAGUGGUUGUCAUUGAAGGAACAUUUUGCUGGCACACCAACUGUAGCAGGUCGAUCCGGAUCAUGGCAGACUCCGGCAAUCCAUCUAACGAGGAGUUGAAGUCCGUUAGGGACGCAUUUCUAAAGGAAUUGGAUAGUGGGAUGAAGUUCUGGACGAAGCACUCUCACGAUGAACAAUAUGGAGGUUUCCUCAUGUGUCUGGCUGAAGAUGGCGAAGUGUAUGACACUCACAAGUAUGGAUGGAUGCAAUGCCGCCAGGUGUGGAUGUACACCUAUCUGUACCAGCACUUCGAGAAGUUCAGAACGCCGGAAAUCCUCGAUGCCGCCAAGAAGGGCCUGCAGUUUAUUCGCGAGCAUUUGCCAAUGCGCCACCUGGAGGGGCGUGCGCAGAAGCGCUGCUACUUUGCCGUAACACGCGAGGGCAAGCCGUACCGUGUGCAGCGCAAGCCGUUCACCGAGUGCUUCUUCGCCAUGGCGCUAUGGGGCAUGUACGAGAUUACAGACGAAGAAGCAUUGAAGGACCAGGCCAUGGCCGAGCUGGAGGCGUAUGCAUAUUGGGCCAGGGAAGAUGCCAGCGAUCUCGGCGCACCUGUGCUGGAGGGUCAGCCAUCCGUCUCCAUGCUGAACCGGCCCAUGAUGCUACUCAACCUAAUUCUGCUCAUGGUAAAGCCAGACAGCGAAUUCUUUGCCCGUCACGCUACCUGGUGUAUCGAGCGCAUUCUCAAACAUAGUCAGGGUGGAUACAUCUUGGAGAUACUGGGACUGGAUGACAAGCCGCUGGAAGGCAGUGAAGGACGACACCUCAAUCCUGGCCAUGCCAUGGAGGCCAGCUGGUUUCUGAUGGAGUACUGGCGCAAGUUUGACUCGGGAAACUCUAAACUCCUGCAGACCGCCAUUGACGAAUUCCUAACUCGACCGUUAGAGUACGGAUGGGACGAGAAGUUCGGUGGCGUGUUCAUGUUCCUGGACCGUGACGGCUACCCGCCCGUUCACCUCGAGUGGGACAUGAAGCUCUGGUGGCCGCACUGCGAAGGCAUGAUAGCGUGUCUGAUGGCCUACCAGCACACCGGAGAUGCGAAGCACUGGAAAGCGUUCCGUCAGCUCUACGACUACUCCUUCAAACAUUACCCUGAUGCUAAACACGGCGAAUGGUUUGGCUACGUGAAUCGGCAAGGUGAAAUAUCACAAACCCUCAAGGCAGGUCCUUACAAAGGCUGCUUUCACACUGUGCGGUGCUGGGCAUUGUGCAGUGAGCUAGUUGACAGUAUUCUCAAGAAGUAACGGAUGGCUGGACACGGUUUCUGGCCAAAUUGUUACCUAAGAAUUAUUUGCUUUCUUUUGUGAGAAAACCAAUUUUAAAAGUGCUACUGUAGGUAGGUAGGUAGUCACGUUGAAUUUUGACAACAACAAGAAACAGGGUGAUAACCCUGGGCUGAUAGCCAAACUACUAAUUAUUAGCACCCAUCCAUCACUAGCUCUUUAUAGCUCAUUUUAAUCUUCUUCUUCUUUUUUUACUAUGUGUAGCAGUGCUUGCCAAUAGGAGUCGGUAUAUCCAUACCAUCAGUCUUCGUGAAAGUACACAUAGGUAUUACUAUUAGGGAGUUUGGAAAUUUGUUGUGCGAUUUUUCAUCAUUUUUAAAAGUUCUUUUACCGCCCUCGAAAUCGAUCAGCUUCAUGGUCACUUUCAUAAGUUGUUUUUCAUCCUUCCUGCUGACUUUCCUCAAACGGUCCAGAAAUAAAAACAUCAACUGCAGGAAAGGA
Sycon ciliatum is the source of this 1975-nucleotide messenger RNA. Its product is annotated as N-acylglucosamine 2-epimerase-like. Gene Ontology annotation, molecular function: N-acylglucosamine 2-epimerase activity. Gene Ontology annotation, biological process: N-acetylglucosamine metabolic process; N-acetylmannosamine metabolic process; carbohydrate metabolic process. NCBI's taxonomy places the organism in Eukaryota, Metazoa, Porifera, Calcarea, Leucosolenida, Sycettidae. Bases 278 to 1495 code for a protein of 405 amino acids. The record is from RefSeq and is a predicted model, not a curated record. The transcript has 9 exons.